Molecule: messenger RNA, 1185 nt
Organism: Tripterygium wilfordii
Lineage: Eukaryota; Viridiplantae; Streptophyta; Magnoliopsida; Celastrales; Celastraceae
Product: proline-rich protein 3-like
Exons: 2
Coding region: 26-943 (305 amino acids)
Source: RefSeq, a predicted model, not a curated record
CGCACUUCCUCUCAUUCCGCCAGAAAUGGCACUAACCCGUAUUUUGUUCCCCAUCGCUUUGCUUCUCUUGUCAUCAUCACUUAUCAUUGCCUCCGCUACUGAUUAUGCAUAUGUCGCCAAACCAGAGAAAGAUGUAAAGCUCCCUGCACUCAAUGUACCUAAGGUGGAAGUAGAUGUAAAGGUCCCUGAAGACUACAUACCUAAACCAGAAGAAGAUGUCAAGUACCCUGAAUCCAACACACCAAAACCAGAAGAAGACGUCAAGUAUCCUGAAGUUGGCAAGCCAAAAAUUGAAGAUGUUAAGCAUCCUGAAGUAGAGAAGCCAAAGCCAGAAAAUGCUAAAUACCCUGAAGUUGACCAACCAAAGCAAAAGGAAGAAGUCAAUCACCCUGAAGUCUACAAGCCAAAGCCAGAAGAUGUGAAGUACCCUGGAGUUGACAAGGCAAAGCUAGAAGAAUAUACAGGGUACCCUGAAGUUGGAAAACUAAAGCCAAAAGCAGAUGUUGAGUACCCAAAAGUUUCCAAUCCCAAGUCUGAUGAGCCAAACACUAUAGGUGUUGAGGGGCUUAUUAUAUGCAGGGCAGGGUCUAAAUACUUUCCAAUUCAAGGAGCUGUAGCAAGGAUAGCAUGCUUGGGCAUAAAUGAGUAUGGAUAUGAGAACACACCGUUCUCCAUCCUGAGUAGUGUAACUGACUCAAAGGGUUACUUCUUCAUGAAAUUCUGUCCUUCUCAGCUUAAUCGUGAGUUGAAGAUCACAGAAUGCAAGGCUUUCCUCCAAAGUUCUCCAUUGGAGACCUGCAAAGUUGCAACUGAUGUUAACAAAGGAAUCAGUGGCGCUCUCCUUUCUUCUUACCGCAUCCUAAAUGAUAAUAAGAUAAAAUUGUACACUUUGAGGCCUUUUAUAUACACUUCUGAAACUAAACCAAAUCCUGGUGGAUACUGAUUUGUUUCCUCUUGUUUUGUUCUUUUAUUUCAAUUAUUGUGUUCUGGGAAGGAAAUAGGGUUGAUUCUUGAGAUUUUCUAUGUUUCUUGUUGACUUUAUUAAUUUUUAUUUGUUAAGGGAUGUGAAGCAAAUUCCUUUUAAGAUUCAAUGUGAAUAAGUUGCAUCGAUACUUUGCAGACCGUUUAUAAUAGAGCUAUCAUAUUAUUCCUAUCUCUCUCACAUUGUCGACUUGUCUAACAUUA